Leguminivora glycinivorella is the source of this 1860-nucleotide messenger RNA. RefSeq names its product juvenile hormone esterase-like. NCBI's taxonomy places the organism in Eukaryota, Metazoa, Arthropoda, Insecta, Lepidoptera, Tortricidae. The transcript is spliced from 3 exons. Bases 2 to 1606 code for a protein of 534 amino acids. The record is from RefSeq and is a predicted model, not a curated record.
AAUGGUGACAGUACAGGUGAAGCAGGGUUGGCUGGAAGGUGACCGUCGCGAGGUGGUGACCGAAGAUGGCUUCUACUACAGCUUCAAAGGUGUGCCCUACGCCGCGCCACCUGUCGGCAAGUUGAGAUUCAAGGCACCUCAACCUCCACUGCCUUGGGAUGGAGUCCGGAACGCAACGGAACACGGCCCGGUCUGCCCUCAAGAAGACAUCUUCACCAAACAGUUAAUCUCAGGCAGUGAAGACUGCCUGUACCUCAACGUGUACUCCCCAGACCUCGAGCCAGCCACACCUCUCCCUGUCAUGGUCUUCAUUCAUGGAGGUGGUUUCAGAAGCGGCUCCGGAAAUGACUCCCACUACGGACCUGACUUCUUAGUCAAACAUGACGUAGUCCUAGUCACUAUCAACUACAGAUUAGAAGCCUUCGGAUUCCUUUGUCUUGACACAAAAGAUGUCCCUGGCAAUGCGGGUAUGAAGGACCAAGUAGCCGCCCUAAAAUGGGUCAAAGAAAACAUUGACAAGUUCGGUGGUGAUCCCUCUAAUGUGACUGUCUUUGGUGAGAGUGCUGGCGGAGCAUCUACUAUGCUACAUGUCUUAUCCCCGAUGUCAAAAGGCUUAUUCAAGAGAGCUAUUCCAAUGAGUGGCGUGCCACUUUGUGACUGGUCCAUGCCCUUUGAACCAGCUAGACGAGCCUUCACUCUCGGGAAAAUUCUUGGAUUUGAAACUGAUGAUCCAGAAAAGCUUCUCGAGUUCUUACAAAGUGUUCCUGCCGAGAAAUUAAUACUCACCAACCCUUGCAUUGUGAGUUUGGAAGAGAAAGCAAACAACCUUUUAAAAAUGUAUCACUUUACACCCGUUGUGGAGAAGAAUCUUGGUCAAGAAUAUUUUAUGAUCGAAGAACCGUUAGAAAUUCUGAAAAAGGGAACGGGCAAUGAAGUAGACGUGUUUAUCGGACACACUAGUGCGGAAUGCCUCAUUGGAUUAGAACCUUACGAAACAUACUUGUUGAAGGAUUACAACAGAUAUCCAGAAAUAUUGGUACCGAGAGAACUGCUUUACAAAUGCAGUCCAAAGACUGUUUUACAACUGUCUGAAAAAAUACAUAAGCAUUAUUUUGGAAAGAAAUUACUUACUACUGAUAUAAUGAAAGAAUUUAUUAACUAUGUGAAUGACACAAGUUUUAUUUAUGCUAUACAUAGGGUGCUCGACCAUUUACCGAAGAUCAAGAACAGCAAGACAUAUUUCUAUAGAUUCUCUUGUAUUUCUGAAAGGAACAUAUUCGGCGCUGCGGGUUUGAAGUAUGGUAUCAACGGGGCCAGUCAUCUAGAUGAUUUGAUGUACCUGUUUCAGGCUAAUUUUGCGAAUAUACCAAUUGACAAGAAUGGCAAAGGAUAUCAGAUGGUGAAGUUAGUGGGCAAGGUUUUCACCAAUUUUGCUAAAUAUGGCACCCCCACUCCAGACUCGUCGCUAGGCCCUGUGGCGCCCCCCUACAGCAGCUCCGAGAGUUACGUGGAGAUCUCCGACGCGCUGCGAGUGGGGCAGGCGCUAGACGCGGACGCUGUGGCCUUCUGGAGGGAGCUGUAUGACGCUGCUGGCGUCGAGUUUUGAGAGUUCAUGUUCUUGGCUAAUAAGGUUUCAGACUAAGAGCGUUUUCACAUUAUUCGAACCGAUGGCUCCGUUCUAAAGCUUUUCCAGUUUUAAAAAUGUCAUUAGUGCUUUUGUAAGCUAAAAUUGUGUGUCCACGAGCCUAUGUAGUUACUAUUAGUUUUAUCUUUUGUUUUGCUACUUUGUGUAUUUUUUUUUUAAGAAAUGGUUUUUUAUGUACAUAAUUUUCGGUAAUUGUGACAAUAUACAUAUUUUUG